AUGUCACGAUACGCGGCAGCUCACCUUAGUCCCCAGGGACCAGGCGACUCUCGACCAACAGCGUUGCAAGUGGUCAAAGAUGAAGGAAUGGAAGGCAAGUUAGAGGGCAAGGUGAUUGUCAUCACCGGAACCUCCUCCGGCCUUGGUAUUGAAACGGCGCGCGCUCUGUUCGCCACCGGAGCGACGCUCUACUUGACAGCUCGAAAUGUCCCCAAAGCCAAAGCUGCCUUGGCCGACAUUGCCGAGGCAGGCCGUACGGAAUUCAUCGAAAUGGAUCUAGAAUCCUUCGAAAGCGUACGUGCCGCUGCGAAGACAAUUCUCGCAAAGACCGACAAGGUCAAUAUCCUGAUCAACAACGCUGGAAUCAUGGCAGUGCCACAUCUGGAAUUCACCAAGGAUGGCUACGAGUUGCAGUUCGGCACUAACCACCUCUCUCAUUUCCUGCUUUUCCAACUGUUGAAGCCAGCACUCCUGACCGCCUCGACCCCCGAUUUCCAUUCUCGGGUUGUUAAUGUGUCCUCAGCCGCUCACCGUCGAAACGGCAUCAAUGCAUCGGACAAUUACAACUUCGAAAAAGGGGGCUACGACCCCUGGGUAGCAUACGCGCAAUCGAAAACCGCCAACGUAUACAUGGCUAACGAGAUUGAGCGCCGCUACGGCUCUCUCGGGCUCCACGCAACGAGCGUUCAUCCUGGGGGAAUUUUAACUGGUCUUUCGAAGCACAUUCCCGACGCGGAGGUUGCGGCAAUCUUAGAAGACAAGGCCCUAGUCAAGAGCUUGAAGAGCCCGGAGCAAGGUGCGGCGACCACGGUGUGGGCUGCUAUUGGCAAGGAGUGGGAGAAUAAGGGGGGCAGGUAUCUCGUUGAUUGUGCUGAGGCAAAGCGUGGAAACGAUGAUGGCAAUAUUUCAGGAGCGAGCUAUACCAGCCACACCUACGACAUGGAGAGCGAAGGCCGACUCUGGAAGGACUCGUUGAGAAUGGUGGGGUUGGCUGAUGAUCAGUAG
This is a messenger RNA of Aspergillus pseudoviridinutans, 1005 nucleotides long. RefSeq lists its product as uncharacterized. The coding region runs from base 1 to 1005 and encodes 334 amino acids. The transcript has a single exon. NCBI's taxonomy places the organism in Eukaryota, Fungi, Ascomycota, Eurotiomycetes, Eurotiales, Aspergillaceae. The record is from RefSeq and is a predicted model, not a curated record.